CUCCUUCACUGAGCUUCUACCGCAGCGUGUGUGUGACAACCUGCAGGACGCUCUCUGCGCACGGGUUUGGUCAGACGAGUGUGUGUUCAGCUCUGAACAGGUAGGAAUGAUGUUUCUCCUUCUAUCCUUCAUCCUUUGGUUGUAAUGCAACUUUUUGGGCUCAACUACUGGACUCAAAAUCCAACUGCCGGUUCUGAGAGGGCCUGGAGGCCUCUAUCAUCAGAUCCGGAAGUGUGUACCUCCUCACAUGUUAUUCCCACCGUUUCUUAAAACUUUCUUGCAGCAUCAGUUAUUCCCAUUCUUUCAGACCUCCUCUCUCCAUCAGCAGCACCGAAACUGAUUCUCGUAAUCACCUGAUCCAAUAAUCACUGACACUGACUAUUCAAAUGUUUAGAUUUCUUUGAGCCCCAGGUAGUGAUUCUUGCCUUUUUAUGUCAGACCAUAAGUUUAAAAACUAAAUAUAUUAUGUUUAUUUAAAGAUAUGAAGUGUCACAGUUUAGAGCCUGAAAUAACAAAGAUGUAUGAAUUCGUUGCUGCGAAACUGUCGCGUAAAGAUUCUUCACACAAUCCAAAAGGCCCAAGGUCAUUUCUUCAGACGACUUGUGUUUUCGUUCAACCUGCAUGAAAACAUCUAAUUGUCACGUGUGAGAAGUUUGAAACCUGCUCUUUUGACAUCCCAUCGCUGCAGAAUAAAUCACAUGGAUUAUAAAAAGUGCUCCUUCUCCACACACACACCCUGCCUCCUGUGACGGGACUCGGGGGCUUUUCUCUCGGGGUGGGGGUGCAGACGGCGAGCAGCAGACCCUGCAGGACGUCGCUCACGGCAUCAGAGAGCGGCGGUACGGGAGGGUCGUGGUGAUGGCCGGAGCCGGGAUCAGCACGCCCAGCGGCAUCCCAGAUUUCAGGUCUCCAGGCAGCGGUCUCUAUGACAACCUGCAGCAGUACGACCUGCCGUACGCGGAGGCCAUCUUUGAGAUCAACUUCUUCCAUCACAACCCCAAACCGUUCUUCGCUCUGGCCAAAGAGCUGUACCCCGGAAACUAUCGUCCCAACCUGACGCAUUACUUUGUGCGUCUGCUUCACGAGAAAGGUCAGCUGGUCAGGAUGUACACGCAGAACAUCGACGGCCUGGAGAGACUGUCAGGGAUUCCUCCGGAGAUGUUGGUGGAGGCUCAUGGGACGUUUUCCACGGCGACCUGCACCGUCUGCAGGAGGAAAUACGAGGGGGAGGAGCUACGACCAGAUGUGAUGAGCGGGACGGUCCCGAGGUGUCCCACCUGUACAGGUGUGCUGAAGCCUGACAUCGUGUUCUUCGGGGAGGAGCUUCCUACUCACUUUUUUAAACACCUGACGGACUUUCCCCUGGCAGACCUGCUCAUCGUCAUGGGAACGUCACUGGAGGUGGAGCCCUUUGCCAGUCUAGCGGGAGCGGUGCGGAGCUCCGUCCCCCGCCUGCUCAUCAACAGGGACCUGGUGGGUCCGUUUGCGUGGCGGGGGCGGCCUCAGGACGUCGUUGAGCUGGGUGACGUCGUCAGUGGUGUCCAGGCUCUGGUGGACGCCCUCGGGUGGAGUCAGGAGAUCGAGGCUCUGAUGGCCGCCGGAGCUCAGACUGAUGCAACGAAACCAGAAGAGUGACUGAAUCUCUGCGUCAGCCUGGAGCCCCGACUUCAUUCACUGCAAUAAUCAAUGCUGAGAGGCGGACUGGUGGACUUUGUGAACAUGUUCCUCCGUCACUGAUCACUGAGGACGUAAACUCUGCUCGUUUUCAAACCUCCGAUCAAAGGCAGCAGGACGGACAUAAACCACAAAGUACAGCUCCCUGCUGCGUUUUUAUGAAUGAAGAAGGGUCAACAGGCGGAUUUAUUAUAAAUAGGAAUUACUGCAUACAGACUCUGUCAGAGUGUUUCAUGGGGGUUAGUCUAAAAACAUGCAAAGCCUUUUCUUUAAAGAGACAGCUGCUCGAACUGAUGCCUCUAAACUAAAUGUAGUUUUUUAACCAGCAGGGGGAGCCAGAGGCCUGAAGCCUCAGUUCUCUAUUUGGAUGAUUGUCUCUAACUUUGAACUCCAUAAAAACAUGAUAUAUAAAUAUAAAUAAACAUAAGGCACUAACUUA
Messenger RNA from Labrus bergylta (ballan wrasse), 2113 nucleotides. The record is from RefSeq and is a predicted model, not a curated record. Lineage: Eukaryota; Metazoa; Chordata; Actinopteri; Labriformes; Labridae.